This is a messenger RNA of Entelurus aequoreus (snake pipefish), 2380 nucleotides long. RefSeq names its product syntaxin-binding protein 4. NCBI's taxonomy places the organism in Eukaryota, Metazoa, Chordata, Actinopteri, Syngnathiformes, Syngnathidae. Gene Ontology annotation, molecular function: protein binding. The record is from RefSeq and is a predicted model, not a curated record. The coding region runs from base 209 to 2203 and encodes 664 amino acids. The transcript is spliced from 21 exons.
AGGACGCGAUGUGCGGGUGUCGCCGCGAUAAGGAAUUCAUCGUCAGCAUGGUGCUGCUGGUCGGAGGCUGAACCUGACAAGGAAUUAAACGCCAUCAGCAGGGAAUUAAACGCCAUCACGUCAGCAUGGCGCUGCUGGUCGGAGGCUGAACCCGACAAGAGCCGAGCAGAGCCGACAAGAGCCGAGCAGAAAGCGACUUGAUGCCAAGAUGCCGACCUUCUCCGUCAUGUACAAAGGAGCGGUCCUCAUCAGCAGGACUCUGAUGGGUCCGUAUGGCGCCGACAGAACGGUUCACUCCAUGGACUUUACGGACUGUGAGAAUGGUUUGGGAAUCAAAGUGAUCGGAGGUGUGAAGGAGUUCACCGGAGAAGAGUUUGGAGUUUACGUCAAAAGGAUUUUGCCAGGUGGCCUUGCAUCAAGUGACGGAAACCUGUUGCCUGGAGACCAGAUCUUGGAGGUCAAUGGGGAAAGUCUAAUCGGUGUCACAAGUGAAAGAGCUGUGGACGUCUUGAGAGCCGCUUCAGCGACCAAUCGCAUGCGCCUUCUGGUAGCCAGGGAUGAGGAAGCAAAGAAAGAAUUUGCUGAGCUGCUGGAGAAGUAUGGCUCCAAUGGUAGCACAGGAUCCACUCGCAACUCUCCCAUUCAGCAAGGAAGUCGUUGCCUGGAAAGUACUUCGUCUGGGUCCUCAUCUCGCUCCCAGAGUCCAUUGCUGCUGAGCCCAGCUGGCUGCCAGAACACGUCCAACAGCAGCGGGUCCAUGCUGCGCUCCCUCAGUCACCCCGGUGAAGGAGUCAUUCAGCUCAUUUCUGUGACUGGAUCCAAGAGUUUGGGCAUCACCCUGGGAGGAGGCUCCAACCGCCCUGAUGGCCCUGCAGUCUUCAUUCAGGAGGUUCUUUCAGGGGGAGACUGUCACCGGGAUGGACGUUUAAGGCCUGGAGAUCAGCUGAUUGCUAUAAGCAAAGAGUCUCUGAUAGGUGUCACCCACGAGGAGGCCAGAAGUAUGCUGAACAAAGCCAAGUCCAGUCAGGAAAACACGGUGGAGAUUGCUUUCAUACCUGGUAAAGGACUUUUCCCAAGCAGCACGUCUCUCCACAAUGGCGUCCAGCGAGCAGCCAGCAACAACUACAACUCUGGACGCCUAAAAGUCCACAUCCGAUCGCCUGAGAUCUGUGCAGAGGAGCCGUCCUCCGUGUCCUCCUCUUCUCCUGACAUCUGUCCACCGGAUGACCAUGUUUCAGGUUGGCUCCAGCAGAGAUCCAAAGCCAAGAUCACGCUGGACCCCGACAUCCGUCUCAAGUCAGACAGGUUACAUCUGGCUCUCUCCUUCCUUGGUUUGGAUGUGACAGAUGAGAAAAGGAAGAAGUUGCAACAGAGUCUGACCACAGACCCACAAGGCACCGUGGCCUAUGGCGACUUUGUGGCCGCCACACGGACCAUUUUCCAGGAUAACCUGGAGGAACUCAGUUUAGGAGACGCACCCUUCAUGUUUUCCUGUCACCAAGCCGCCAGUCUGAUGGACACAUCAGCCUUUCACUCCCCGACGUACGAGUCACAGUGCAGCUACAGUGGUGAGGAGAUGGAGCACUUCCAGACAGAAGUGAAGGAGCUGCAGACGCAGAUGAAGCAGCUCAAGGUGGUGCUUAAGGACAUGGAAACCCGUAAGAACACCCUUGAGGAUGAGCUCCAGAAGACCUCUGAGAAAGCGUGCGUGACUGUGGAGGAAAACGUCCGUCUAAAGAGUCGUCUGCAGGCAGCCCAAACGGAAGCGGGACAGCGUCAGGCUAGCACCGUCGAGCAGGACUAUGAAGAAGUGAUCCAGCUUCUGGAGACUGAGAUUCAAGACCUGAAGAACCAAGUGGCGGGCAGAAGGCAAACACUAGAAGCGGAUGCCACACAGGAAGUGGUUGAAGAACUGCACAGGAAGUUGACUGCUGUCCACGUCCAGCUCAGGAAGUCGGAGCUGAACAGGAAGCAUCUGGAGAUGUCCAACAAGAAACUGCUGGACUUUGCACAGAAUGUCCACAAGGUGCUAACAACAACUAGCUUGUUAGCAGACCAACUUGGGAGUAGUGGAUCCUCUCCAGCUGCAAACACUCCUCCAGCUCUUCCCGACCACGCCUUGCAGCUGGCUGUGGAGGCCCAAGUGUUGCUGCAGGACAUCAGCACUGCUAAUGAUGAUGAAGGAUUGAUGUCACCUCAGUGAUAUCAUCUUCAUCGUCCUGCUCUUCAAUCUGUAUCUGCUCUGGACUCCUUCCUUCUCUUGCACUUCUUCAAUAAAGGCAUUAUUGCAGUUGAUUUCCUCACUGGAACAAACAUUAUCUUUGUUUCCUUUGGAAAUAAAUGUCAAAACUCUUGAUCAAAAUGAAGUGAAAUCUUUAUU